AUGCUGGGCAUCACUGUCCUCGCCACGCUCCUGGCCUCCGCCUCCAGCUGCGGAGUCCCCAGCUUCCAGCCCGAUGUGUCAGCCAGGGUGGUCGGUGGAGACGACGCCGUUCCCCACAGCUGGCCCUGGCAGAUCUCCCUCCAGUACCUCAGGGACACCGAGUGGAGGCACACAUGCGGCGGCUCCUUGAUCACCAACCAGCACGUUCUUACCGCCGCCCACUGCAUCAACAAAUCCUUCACCUACCGUGUGGCCCUGGGCAAGAGCGACCUGACGGUGGAAGACGAGCCGGGCUCAGUGAUCGUGGGUGUGGACACCAUCUACGUCCAUGAGAAGUGGAGCACCCUCCUGACGCGCAACGACAUUGCCCUCAUCAAGCUGGCGGAGCCCGUGGAGCUGAGUGAGACCAUCCAGGUGGGCUGCCUGCCCGAUGAGGGCUCCCUGCUGCCUCAGGACUACCCCUGCUAUGUCACCGGCUGGGGCCGCCUGUGGACCAACGGCCCCAUUGCUGACGUGCUGCAGCAGGGCCUGCAGCCUAUCGUGGACCAUGCCACGUGCUCCCGCUGGGACUGGUGGGGCUUCCAGGUGACAAACAACAUGGUGUGUGCCGGCGGGGACGGUGUCAUCUCCGCCUGCAACGGCGACUCGGGCGGCCCACUGAACUGCCAGGCGGAGGACGGGGCCUGGGAGGUCCGAGGCAUCGUCAGCUUCGGCUCCUCGCUGGGCUGCAACACCGCCAAGAAGCCGGUGGUCUUCACCCGUGUGUCCGCCUACAUCGAUUGGAUCAACGAGAAACUGCAGCUGUGAUUCGUCCUGGAGCCCUGACCGCCAACCCCUGCAACAAUAAACCUCCUUCCCUCCA
Molecule: messenger RNA, 862 nt
Organism: Chinchilla lanigera (long-tailed chinchilla)
Lineage: Eukaryota; Metazoa; Chordata; Mammalia; Rodentia; Chinchillidae
Gene: Ctrc
Product: chymotrypsin C (caldecrin)
Exons: 8
Coding region: 1-807 (268 amino acids)
Biological process (GO): proteolysis
Molecular function (GO): serine-type endopeptidase activity
Source: RefSeq, a predicted model, not a curated record